AUGACAGUCCCAAAAGAAGUUUCCCCAUCAGACGAAAUUAAAGGUGCUCCAGCAGUUCCAUAUUAUACCCCAAAUCAACCAGUUAGAGCCGGUACAUUUUACCAAGAUGAAUCAAAUCAAAACCAAGAUCCGCCAGCUCUUUUCCAACCAUUGAAAGUUGGUCCACUCACUUUGCAAAAUAGAAUUGGUGUUUCGCCAAUGUGUCAAUACUCCGCCAAUGAUAAAUUAGAAGCAACUCCAUAUCAUUUGAUUCACUAUGGCGCUUUAGUCACUAGAGGUCCUGGUAUAACCAUUGUUGAAAGUACAUCAGUAAGUCCAGAGGGUGGAUUAAGUCCACAUGAUUUAGGAAUUUGGACAAAAGAACAAGCCGAAAGCUUGAAACCUGUUGUUGAAUAUGCUCAUUCGCAAAAGCAAUUGAUUGCUAUUCAAUUAGGACAUGGAGGUAGGAAAGCAACAGGACAACCGCCAUUUUUGCAUUUGGAACAAGUUGCUGAUGAAUCAGUUGGUGGAUGGCCCGACAAUACUGUGGCUCCAUCAGCUGUGGCAUUUAGGCCACAUGGUAAUUAUCCUGUACCUCACGAAUUAAGUGUAAAAGACAUCAAGAGAAUUAUUAAGGAAUUUGGUGAAGCUGCCAGAAAAGCAGUUGAAAUUAGUGGAUUCGAUGCUGUUGAGGUCCAUAGUGCUCAUGGAUAUCUCUCCAAUGAGUUCUACAGUCCAAUUUCAAACAAGAGAACCGAUGAAUAUGGGGGCAGUUAUGAAAACAGAGUGAGGUUUUUGUUGGAGGUUAUUGAUGAAAUCAAGGCAAAUAUUGAUAUCAAUAAAACGCCUAUAUUUGUCAGAAUCUCUGCUUCUGAAAAUAGUCCUGAUCCAAAUGCAUGGUCAAUUGAUGAUUCCAAGAAAUUGGCUGACUUGUUAAUUGAAAAAGAGGUUAGUUUACUUGAUGUUUCCUCCGGUGGAAAUGACUACAGACAAGCAGCAAGAUCCAACAUUGAUGCGAAACAGAGAGAACCAAUUCAUGUACCAUUCGCACGUGCCUUGAAGCAACAUGUUGGUGAUAAAUUAGUAGUUAGUUGUGUUGCUGAAUUGGAUAAAGAUGUUCACCAAUUAAAUCGUUUUGUCGGAGAAGGUGUUUUCGAUUUGGCAUUGAUUGGUAGAGGUUUUUUGAGAAACCCCGGUUUGGUUUGGAGCAUAGCUGAUGAAUUGGGAGUUCGAUUGCAUCAGGCAUUACAGUUAGGUUGGGGAUUCUGGCCUAACAAGCAACAAAUUAUUGACUUGAUUGCCAGGACUGAGAAAUUAAGCACCAAGGAUUAA
Messenger RNA from Lodderomyces orthopsilosis Co 90-125, 1311 nucleotides. RefSeq names its product Oye32p (gene OYE32). Gene Ontology annotation, cellular component: intracellular anatomical structure. The record is from RefSeq and is a predicted model, not a curated record. Gene Ontology annotation, molecular function: FMN binding; NADP binding; NADPH dehydrogenase activity. Bases 1 to 1311 code for a protein of 436 amino acids. The transcript has a single exon. Lineage: Eukaryota; Fungi; Ascomycota; Pichiomycetes; Serinales; Debaryomycetaceae.